This is a messenger RNA of Petromyzon marinus (sea lamprey), 1516 nucleotides long. The record is from RefSeq and is a predicted model, not a curated record. NCBI's taxonomy places the organism in Eukaryota, Metazoa, Chordata, Hyperoartia, Petromyzontiformes, Petromyzontidae.
CAAUGGUUUUUGGCCAACCUCGAUGCCAGUGGCAAUAGGCCCACUCGCCUGGGCCUCCACUCGGCUAAGUCUGAGUUGCCACGUGGGCAAAUAUCCAAAUUGAUGACUUGAUUUGACUGACUCUGCCGGGUGGAAGAAGGUUACGAUUAGAACGGUUAGUUGUGUACGGUUCGAAAGAAGUUCAACAUACAUAUAUACAUGACAGCCAUAAGAAACGAAUUAUGGAAUCGUGAAUAUUGGUCGGGCAAGCCGAGGUGUAGACUCCAGAAUGUCCUUCUUCAUGCCUGCACCGCGCGAUCAUCCCCUUGCGCGUGUGACCCCAGGUGUCCCCAUGCCGACAGCGCCAUCAUCUCACGCGUUGCUCGCUCCACGCGGGGGAUGGGACCGCGUCCCCGGCACGGGGCUCCUGCGGCUGAGCAAGGCGGAGUGAACGCGAGCCCCGCGUGAGUGAGAGCGGCUCCUCGGUGUGCGGCGCACUCGCGCCAUUGCGCCCGGACCGUGUCGUUGUUCCAACAGAGAUUGUUGUUGAUGUUGAUGAUAUAUCAGAAGAAUGGGCGGAAGUGAGACGAUUCAAUUCCUCGUUAUCCCGAUCAUUUACACCAUCGUGGUGAUCAUAGCCCUCCCGCUGAACGCGCUCGCCAUAUGGGUGCUUUGCACGAGUAAGAAGAACUCCAUGUCCAUCUACAUGCUCAACCUCGCUGCCGCGGACGUCUCCUUCCUACUUUGUUUGCCAAUGAAAAUCGUUUAUCAUUUCCGCAUGAACAACUGGACCCUGCAGGACCUCCUGUGCCGCAUGUACAUCAUCGUCUUCUUCACAAACGCCUAUACGACACCGAUGUUCUUGGCUGCCAUCAGCCUGGACCGAUACAUGGCCAUCGUACAUCCCCUCGUGGCCUCCCAGUGGCGCGAGCCCAGAGCAGCGUGGCUUCUCUGCCUCCUCAUCUGGCUCAUCAGCAUUUCCAGCAUCAUCCCCGUCAGCACCGUCACCGUGCUCAGCUAUGCCAACGUCACCACCAGCAGCAGCAGCAACAGCAGCAGUGGCAGCGCUCCGUCCAUCAGAUGCUACGAACAAUUUACGGAGAAGGAUGUGGAGUUCCUGAUCCCGUACAGACUGUACAUGUUUUUUUCACUAUAUUACACCUCGCUGGUCAUAACGUUGUUUUCGUACGGAAAUGUUCUCAAAAUUCUCAUUCUCAACGGACAUCGGCAACUCACGACGAGUCGAAACAAAAAAAUCCGAGCUGCCAAGAUGACCGUCGUCAGCUUAAUCAUUUACAUCGUCUGUCUCACGCCGUACAACUGCACGCACGUCAUCGGCUUCAUUGAGAGUAAGACGAACGCCUUCUCUCUCAACAGCAUCGCGCUCCUGAGAGACAUCACCCUGUGCCUCAGUGUGCUGAACAGCGUCUUUGAGCCGCUGCUGCCAGGGUAUGGCACCUCAUCGACGCCCACGGGAGGAGAGUUUCAUCACAUCUACGAGGUGAUCCACAAACCCUCGCCUCCUCCACAGCGCUAG